Nerophis ophidion (straightnose pipefish) is the source of this 3751-nucleotide messenger RNA. It is a transcript of the gene rpusd1, whose product is annotated as RNA pseudouridine synthase domain containing 1. Gene Ontology annotation, molecular function: RNA binding; pseudouridine synthase activity. The record is from RefSeq and is a predicted model, not a curated record. The coding region runs from base 163 to 1086 and encodes 307 amino acids. Gene Ontology annotation, biological process: pseudouridine synthesis. NCBI's taxonomy places the organism in Eukaryota, Metazoa, Chordata, Actinopteri, Syngnathiformes, Syngnathidae. The transcript is spliced from 6 exons.
GCACAUCCUGUCUAUAUACGGCGGCGGUGCUCUUCUCCAGGACGCUAGGGGGCGCUAAACAUCGCUAAUCUUGUUUGGCGCGCUUUGCCACGAGGAAGACGCCGCGUCAUCAAGAUGGCGUCGUGGUUCGUUGAAGUUUGGUGUGUUUCCUGAUGCCCUCUCAUGAUGACCACUGAGCCUGCCAGCGUGGAGAGCCUUUGUGUGCUUUUUCAGAGCGACGACUACAUAGUGGUGGACAAGCACUGGGACAUCCGCAUUGACAGCAAGAUGUGGUAUGAAACAUACACGCUCCAAGCACAACUUCGACAUCGCUUCCCUCACCUGGCGGACCCCAGCACAUUUUACGGAUUCAGGUUCUGUCACCAGUUAGAUUUCUCCACCAGUGGCGUCCUCUGUGUUGCCCUCAACAAAGCUGCUGCUGGCCAGGCAUACCGCCGCUUCAAGGAUCGCACUGUCACCAAGGCCUAUGUUGCUCUGAUCCGUGGCUGGGUGGAAAAAGAGACACAAACUCUGGACUUUUCCAUUGGCAAGAACACCUCAGAGGGCAAAACACAUAUGAUGUGUAUUGAGGGAACAGACGGUUGUGAGAAUGCCAAAACCUGCCAGACUGAGCUGACCGUGUUAGAGUAUGGCCUUUAUGAUGGAGAUCCUGUCACCAAGGUCCUGCUACAGCCUCUCACAGGCCGAACCCACCAGUUGAGGGUCCACUGCAGCGCCGUAGGACACCCUAUUGUCGGGGACUUCACCUACAGCUCAGGAGCAGACCACGCCCCGUUCCGCAUGAUGCUGCACGCCCACCUCCUCCACAUCCCCCUGGAGCCACAACCCCUGCUUGUGUGUGCGAGAGACCCCUUCCUGCCAUCCGUGGACCUCAGGUGGCUCCCGCAGCGCACCUUACGGCCCCUGAAAGCCACCGUUGACGCCCUACUGGAGCACAGGCUGGAGGAGCAGAGACAAGCUAAAGAGCAGGAGAGACAGCGAGAAGCCAGACAGAAGGAGAGGAGGAGAAACCACAGCAGGAAACAGGAGAGUGAGGAGCAGAGGAGGCAGUGUGAGGAGUGGCUAAAAGAAAGAUCUGGAGAAUAAGUCAAGAUGAAUUAGUCAUCUUUGUGACCCAAAUGAUGACAAACUGUAUAGAAAAUGGAUGGAUAUUAAGCAUUGAUAUAUUCUAUUUGUUAUUUAUUGUUGUGCAUGUUGAAUCCAGGCUUCACGGUGGCAGAGGGGUUAGUGCGUCUGUCUCACAAUACCAAGGUCCUGAGUAGUCUGGGGUUCAAUCCCGGGCUCGGGAUCUUUCUGUGUGGAGUUUGCAUGUUCUCCCCGUGAAUGCAUGGGUUCCCUGCGGGUACUCCGGCUUCAAAGACAUGCACCUGGGGAUAGGCCCCUCCCACCUCCAAAGACAUGCACCUGGGGAUAGGCCCCUCCCACCUCCAAAGACAUGUACCUGGGGAUAGGCCCCUCCCACCUCCAAAGACAUGCACCUGGGGAUAGGCCCCUCCCACCUCCAAAGACAUGCACCUGGGGAUAGGCCCCUGCCACCUCCAAAGACAUGUACCUGGGGAUAGGCCCCUCCCACCUCCAAAGACAUGCACCUGGGGAUAGGUUGAUUGGCAACACUAAAUGGUCCCUAGUGUGUGAAUGUUGUCUGUCUAUCUGUGUUGGCCCUGUAAUGAGGUGGCGACUUGUCCAUGGUGUAACCCGCCUUCCGCCCGAUUGUAGUUGAGAUAGGAACCAGCGCCCCCCGCAACCCCAAAGGGAAUAAGCGGUAGAAAAUGGAUGGAUGUUAAAUCCAAAAAGUGAACUUUUUCCAGCACUUUGUGAUGUGCAAAGACAUUUCCAGUCCAGAACAUUUGCCAAAAGCACGCUGCCGUCCUGUUUUGCCUGUGUUACUAUUUUAUGAGAAAUACACGACACUGCGGUGCUGUCGUUAAGCCAUGAAGUCUUAACAUAUACAGUAAGUCCAUUUACUUGAAAUUUCUCACACAGUUCAGUGUGCACUUGAGUGUACUAAACACAAACUGUACAUGCAUGGGCUUCAGCACUCAUUGACCAUUGGUUUAAAGAUUAUGAAUGCAGCUGAGACAGGGUCAAGCGUUAGAAAAUGGAUGGAUGGAUGGACAUUUACAAACUCUGUUUCCAUAUGAGUUGGAAAAUUGUGUUAGAUGUAAAUAUAAAAAGAAUACAAUGAUUUGCAAAUAAUUUUCAACCCAUAUUCAAUUGAAUACGCUACAAAGACAACAUAUUUGAUGUUCAAACUCAUAGACUUUCUUUUUUUCUGCAAAUAAUAAUUAACUUAGAAUUUCAUGGCUGCAACACGUGCCAAAGUAGUUGGGAAAGGGCAUGUUCACCACUUUGUUACAUGGCCUUUUCUUUUAACAACACUCAAUAAACGUUUGGGAACUAAAGAGACACAUUUUUUUAAGCUUUUCAGGUGGAAUUCUUUCCCAUUCUUGUUUUAUGUACAGCUUAAGUUGUUCAACAGUCCAGGGGUCUCCGCUGUCGUAUUUUACGCUUCAUAAUGCACCACACAUUUUCAAUGGGAGACAGGUCUGGACUACAGGCAAGCCAGUCUAGUACCCACACUCUUUUACUCUGAAGCCACGUUGAUGUAACACAUGGCUUGGCAUUGUCUUGCUGAAAUAAGCAGGGGCAUCCAUGGUAACGUUGCUUGGAUGACAACAUAUGUUGCUCCAAAACCUGUAUGUACCUUUCAGCAUUAAUGCUGCCUUCACAGAUGUGUAAGUUACCCAUGCCUUGGCCACUAAUGCACCCCCAUACCAUCACAGAUGCUGGCUUUUCCACUUUGCGCCUGUAACAAUCCGGAGGGUUCUUUUCCUCUUUGGUCCGGAGGACACAGUUUCCAAAAACAAUUUGAAAUGUGGACUCGUCAGACCACAGAACACUUUUCCACUUUGCAUCAGUCCAUCUUUAGAUGAACUCAGCCCCAGCGAAGCCAACGGUGUUCCUGGGUGUUGUUGAUAAACGGUUUUCGCCUUGCUUAGGAGAGUUUUAACUUGCACUUACAGAUGUAGCGACCAACUGUAGUUACUGACAGUGGGUUUUGAAGUGUUCCUGAGCCCAUGUUGUGAUAUCCUUUACACAUUGAUGUCGCUUGUUGAUGCAGUACAGUCUGAGGGAUCGAAGGUCACGGGCUUAGCUGCUUACGUGCAGUGAUUUCUCCAGAUUCUCUGAACCCUUUGAUGAUAUUAGGGACCGUAGCUGGUAAAAUCGCUAAAUUCCUUGCAAUAGCUGGUUGAGAAAGGUUUUUCUUAAAUUGGUCAACAAUUUGCUCACGCAUUUGUUGACAAAGUGGUGACCCUCGCCCCAUCCUUGUUUGUGAAGGACUGAGCAUUUCAGGGAAUCUACUUUUAUAGCCAAUCAUGGCACCCACCUGUUCCCAAUUUGCCUGCACACCUGUGGGAUGUUCCAAAUAAGUGUUUGAUGAGCAUUCCUCAACUUUAUCAGUAUUUUCCCAACUUCUUUGUUCUAAAGUUACUGAUUAUUUGCAAUAAAAAAAGUUUAUGAGUUUGAACAUCAAAUAUGUUGUCUUUGUAGCAUAUUCAACUGAAUAUGGCUUGAAAAGGAUUUGCAAAUCAUUGUAUUCUGUUUAUAUUUACAUCUAACACAAUUUCCCAACUCAUAUGGAAACGGGGUUUGUACAUGAAUGCUAGAAAAGGGUUUUGACCACAACCCCCAGGGGGCGCUACAAAUGUCAUGUCAUGUUCGGUUGCGUAAUAAAGUACAACUGCCAAUU